Pyrus x bretschneideri (Chinese white pear) is the source of this 2157-nucleotide messenger RNA. Its product is annotated as protein FREE1. Gene Ontology annotation, molecular function: metal ion binding; ubiquitin binding. Gene Ontology annotation, cellular component: late endosome membrane; ESCRT I complex. The record is from RefSeq and is a predicted model, not a curated record. Gene Ontology annotation, biological process: intralumenal vesicle formation; multivesicular body assembly. The coding region runs from base 149 to 1876 and encodes 575 amino acids. NCBI's taxonomy places the organism in Eukaryota, Viridiplantae, Streptophyta, Magnoliopsida, Rosales, Rosaceae. The transcript is spliced from 10 exons.
CACACGCAAGACCGUUUGUUAGUUAAGGCCUUGUUGUCGCCAAACGCAGAGAAACGCCCAGCGCAACCGCAUUUUUUUAUUCCGCCUCCGCCUCCGCCUUCUCUUCCUCCUCUCUCUGAAACGACCUCGUCGCGAUCUGCGAUCAGCGAUGCAAAACGGGGAUUACUCGUCCGCUCCGUAUUACCAGUACCCACCUCCACAUCAAAACCCUAACCCUAUCCCCAACCCCGCCGAUCACCACCACAACCCCUACGCCUCCGCACCGCCCUUCACCUCCUCCGAUUACUCACCUUAUUCCCAAUCUUACCCCCCGUAUUCUCUGAAUCCCGAUCCUGCCCCUCCCACCGCUCCUUCCUACGCCCCUCCCCCUCCAAUCUCCAAUCCCAAUUUGCAAACCUUCAAUCCCACGCCACAGCCGCCUUCUUCUUUCCCUCCGUUCGAGACCCAUUCCCCCUAUCAACCGCCGCCACAGCAGCAACCUUAUCAACCACCGUACGAAUAUAACCAAUCGGCUCCCAGUUACGCCACUUUGCCGCCCUCGAUUCCCGCCAACCCUAACCCUAAUUCCAAUCCCUCCUCUCCAUUUUCGUCCGUUUACCAGAGCCCGUUUUCUCAGCCUCCACCUUCGGUGCUGCCUGUAUAUGAAAAUUCUUACGAGAAUUCUCUGAAAUUUGAUCACGGCGGUGGUUCCGGCGGCUCCUAUUUAGAUGAUAGGUAUGGGGGAUACAACCGGACCCGAACCGAUUUGGGAUCGGAUCCAUAUGGGAAGCGGUAUGAUGCAGGUCUCGAUGCGGGGUACGGCGACGGUGUUUAUGCUUACGGAGGUGACAAGGUGGAGCCGUAUGGAGCUCGUGGCACUGCACCCAAGUCUUCAAGCUCGACUUUGUUUGAUGAUUACGGAAGGUCGAUCAGUGUCCCAUCUGGGAAAAAUACGCCGGUGAGCUCGACCAAGAUCGUCCGGGCAGUACCCAAGGUCGAUACUCAAGAGGAUGCAAAGAGUGGUGUGCAGAAGUUUCGGGUCAAGCUGUUGGCUGAAAGUGGAGGGCAGAGCACCAUGGAUGUCCUUUGCCAGAUUGGUUUAGAUGGUAUCCGCAUGCUUGAUCCUGCUACCAGUCGGACAUUGAGAAUAUAUCCCCUCGAGACCGUUACAAGAUGUGAUAAAACCGACUCAUCUACUUUUGCCUUUUGGUCAAAGAGCUCUGUGGAUAUUGAGCCAAGGCGUAUUAGAUUGCAGUCAAAUAGUUACACUACCAACACCCUUUUGGAUACGGUGACUGCUGCAACUGUACAGCUUAAGGAAAUGGGUGGAAGAAUAAAGCCUACGGAAUCCAUAAGGUCAAGUGAACAGUCUACAGAGAGAAAGAAAGGAUUAACCGAUUGGAUGAACAUUAUUAAACCGGGAAAUGAGGAGAAAGAUCAUUGGGUCCCCGAUGAAGCAGUUACAAAAUGCACGGCGUGUCGGACAGAUUUUGGGGCUUUUAACCGCAGGCAUCACUGUCGGAACUGUGGAGACAUUUUCUGCGACAAGUGUACCCAUGGCAGAAUUGCCUUAACUGCUGAGGAGAAUGCUCCGCAGGUUCGAGUUUGUGACCGUUGCAUGGCUGAAGUGACCCAGAGGCUCAGUAAUGCUAAGGAAGCAUCUAGUAAACCUGCAGGACUUCAUAGUCACGAGGAUCUUGCCAAGAAGCUUCAGGAGGAGUUGGAAAGGAAUCGCAAGGAAUCUUCAGGUUCAAAGUCUGAUGGAUCUGGAAGGAGAAUGAGAGAAGUUGCCUGUCCUACAUGUACGGUCCACUUGCAGGUUCAAGUUCCCAGCACGGGGUCGGAGACCAUUGAGUGUGGGGUUUGCCAGAAUCCAUUUCUUGUGAGUGCUCAUUGAUUCGAAAACAGAUUCUCACGACGGCACUCAAUUGUUAUUUAUGAAGUUUCUCGGUUCAAUUUGUUUUAUUGGAUUGCUUAUAUUUCCUAAUAAUUUGGAAGAGCUUUUGCGGGUGUCGGUGUUUUUCUGGAUUGUUGUGUGACCAGAUUGGCUGCUGCUUUCUGCUGUUUUAGAGUGUAUAUUAAGAUUUUUCCUUGUAAGCCCCAUCAAACAGACUCUUGCCUUUUUUAGGGAAAUUGAUGUUCAUAUAAUUACUUAUAUAUCAAAUACUUGAUGCUCCA